Messenger RNA from Sphenostylis stenocarpa, 1383 nucleotides. Lineage: Eukaryota; Viridiplantae; Streptophyta; Magnoliopsida; Fabales; Fabaceae. The record is from the annotation of a GenBank genome assembly.
AUGCACAGCACAAGUGAGUCGAUUCAGGAGGUUGGAGAAGCGAGGGAAAAAGUGAGCAAGGUUAUGAUGACGUGUCCCACACUGGCACUUGACACUGCUCUUAAUCAAACUGGAGUUAGAGUUUCGCCUGAUUUAGUUGAAAAUAUUCUCAAGAGAUUUGAGAAUGCGGGCAUGUCAGCAUUUCGGUUUUUUGAGUGGGCAGAGAAGCAGAGAGGUUACUCACACAGUAUAAGGGCUUAUCACUUGAUGAUUGAAUCUUUGGCUAAGAUUAGACAGUACCAGAUCGCGUGGGACCUUGUUAAUGCCAUGAGGAAAAAGGGUAUGCUAAAUGUUGAGACUUUUUGCAUCAUGAUGAGAAAGUAUGCUAGGGCUAACAAGGUCGAUGAGGCUGUUUACACCUUUAAUGUGAUGAAUAAAUACGACGUGGUUCCAAACCUUGCUGCAUUUAAUGGUUUGUUAAGUGCUUUGUGCAAGUCCAACAAUGUAAGGAAGGCUCAGGAGAUUUUUGAUGCUAUCAUGGGUCGGUUUGUGCCGGAUGCAAAAACUUACAGCAUUUUGCUUGAGGGGUGGGGAAAGGCUCCCAAUCUUCCCCGAGCAAGGGAGGUUUUUAGAGAUAUGGUUCGCGCUGGGUGUGAUCCUGAUGUUGUUACUUAUGGUAUAAUGGUUGAUGUUCUUUGCAAAGCGGGGAGGGUUGAUGAAGCUGUUGAGGUUGUAAAGGAAAUGGAUGAGAGCAAUUGCAGGCCAACAUCUUUCAUUUAUAGUGUCCUGGUUCAUGCAUAUGGAGUGGAGCACCGUGUUGAAGAUGCUAUUGAUACAUUCCUGGAGAUGGAGAAGACGGGAAUCAAGGCUGAUGUUGCAGUUUAUAAUGCAUUGAUUGGUGCCUUUUGUAAAGUAAAUAAGUUUACAAAUGUGCAUAGGGUCUUGCAGGAGAUGAAGAUCAAUGGCGUUGCUCCUAAUUCAACGACCUGCAAUGUUAUUAUAAGCAGUAUGAUUGGUCAGGGACAGACUGAUAGAGCUUUCAGAGUUUUCCGCCGGAUGAUCAAGCAGUGUGAACCUGAUGCUGACACUUAUACAAUGAUGAUAAAAAUGUUUUGUCAGAAAAAUGAUCUGCAGAUGGCUCUGAGAAUAUGGAAGUAUAUGAAGUCAAAACAAUUUGUUCCAAGCAUGCACACUUUUUCUGCCCUUAUCAAGGGACUGUGUGAAAAGGGUGAUGCUGCAAAAGCUUGCGUUGUUCUGGAAGAGAUGAUAGAGAAGGGAAUUCGACCAUCACGUAUUACAUUUGGGAGGUUAAGACAGUUGCUUUUAAAGGAAGGGAGAGAGGAUGUACUCAAAUUUCUUAAUGAGAAAAUGAAUCUUCUUGUCAAGGAGCCUUUAUAUGAUUAA